CCGAGCCCGUUGACCGUUCGCGGUUUUUGAUUGGAUUUGGUUGUUUGGUUAUGUUUUGGUUAUUUGAUAUUUUUUUGUAACAAAUAUAUAUUGGUUUUAUGAUCCAUAUUAUAAUGAAAUCUAUUUAUUAAAAGAUGUGUAUAAUUAGAACUAGGUGUAAAGUAUUAUUGAGAGUCUUGGAAUAGUAAUUUUAUAACUCAAAAAAAUAUGGAGGAUACCACUUACUCUAGAAAUAGUACAAGAAACUUCGACAUAAGUAUUUCUGAUGCACUAGCAGAUUUUGAAAGAUUGCGCAUAUCAGCACUAACAAAUGCGGCGGAAAUAAGCCCCUUUGUUAAAGAAGUGACCAUUGGACCUAGGAGCCCUUCAGAGAAACAAAAUUCGAAUGUCGAACGAAUACAGACUCCGAAUACACAAGAGACCAUCGAACUUAUCGAUGAUAAAAUCAGUGACGAUUUACGGUAUACUUUAAUACGUAAAGAUUAUGAGUCUAGGCUACAAGAAAACUCGGAGAUUUGCUUUAAAAAUUUAGUUGAAAAAAUGAUAACAUCUUAUGCAGAUACUAUGCAUGGAUAUUGGAAGAAACAAAGUGAUGAAUGUAAACAAAAAUCUUUAGAGCUCCGAGCUAGAAAACUCCAACUGGCCAAGCAAUUGAGAGAGAAUGAUAAUUUAACAGUACUUGAAAACACAAAGCUAGAUGAGCAGAAAAGUCAACUGAGUAACCAACAAAUAAUAGAAAACAUGAACAAAAUACUGGAAGAACAAAACAAAUCAUCAACAAGAUUCUCAUCCAUCAUAGACAGUCGUACAAAAAUAUGCAUCUGUUUUAAUGAAAUAAAUAAUCUUGAACAAUCAAAACCACAAGUGAAAGAAAUUUUAGAUAAAUAUGUUUCAGCAAUAAAUAAAAUUAUGGAAAAUAUUAACCUAAUCAUGGAAUUUUGUGAAACUGGUUCCAUCACUGAUAAUGAAGUGAAACAGGCUGAAUUAUUAUCAAUAAAAAUUGAAAACAUUAAACAGAGAAUUAUUGAUGAUUUAACUGAGGUUAGGCACCAGGAAGCAUUGAAGAAACAGAAGGAAGAAGAAGAUGCAAAGCGAAAAGAACUAGAUGCUAAACUAGCACAAGAAGCAAGAGAUGCGGAAGAUGCUCGCGCCCAACAAAAGAUUGCCGAGCAAGUAAAAAGGGCCCAAUCCAUGUUCUAUUCUGAUAAAAACUAUGCUUAUUAUGAACAACUUAAAAAUUUCCUUGACAAUUAUGAGAGCAGUUAUAAAGACCUUUUAGACAAUACCAGCUUGAAAAAGUUUAGAUUUGACUGUCAGAAAGCUGUGAAUACUCCUGUAAAUGCCCUAUCAUCUGUUAGUGGUACACAUAUGAAGGAUAAGUUUGACAAAUUGGCAAAACUUCUCAGAGGUGAAAGAGUCCAAGUUUUAGACACAUUUGUUACUGCUGCACAGCAUCCUCAAGGUCUCAAUUACUGUACAGCUCUGUUAGCAAAGAAGAUAGUGAGACAAGGAGAUCUGUUAGUGUCCAGCAACCCUGAAGCUGCAUUCCCUCUUGCAGCUGUAGCUGUUGCGUUGUGGUCACAGUUCCCAAAUUUUGGCAAACUACUUGAAGCCUAUUUUCAUAGAUUUUGUCCAUAUAUAGUGCCAAUGCUGCUCCCACAGAAAGAAGGUCAAACUGACAAAGAGUUUUACAUGUCCAGAGGCUACACAUACAAUGAUGAGGGUGCUGUGGAAAAACAAGACAAGUUUUUAAAGCGAAUGUCUGGUAUAUUCAGAUUACAUUGCGCCAUAUGGAUAGCGAAGACACCUCGAUUUAUAAAUGCCUCAAACCCACAUGGAUUGCGUUAUGCAUGGAAGUGGUUAGCAUCUUUUAUAAAUCUAAAACCAGAACCAGAUAUAAGUGCCACUUUGAUACAUGACUUUUUUACAGUAUGUGGUUCAGAAUUUUUAAAAAUUUAUAAGAAGCAGUGCAUUAAAAUAAUUAAAUUGUUAAGUACAGAGUAUUUAAAAAUAUUGCAAAACAUUGAUGAAGGUGGUCCAAAAACAAGAUUUGAAGUUUUUUUACAAAAUGUCUUAAAAACAGGUCAUAUUCCUCCACCGAAUGGUUUAUUACCACCAAAAACUUGGUGAUUUGAUGUAAACUAUUUCAUUGACAUACUUAAUAGUCAUUGUAUUGAGUACUAAUAGUUAGUUCUAUUAUCUGUAUUAAAUUAAACAUGAUUUGUAUUAUGUAAAAUGAAAUGAGAUUUUAAGAAAUGCAUAAUGAUGAUUGUGAUAAAGAA
Maniola jurtina (meadow brown) is the source of this 2282-nucleotide messenger RNA. It is a transcript of the gene Gle1, whose product is annotated as mRNA export factor Gle1. NCBI's taxonomy places the organism in Eukaryota, Metazoa, Arthropoda, Insecta, Lepidoptera, Nymphalidae. Bases 208 to 2130 code for a protein of 640 amino acids. The transcript has a single exon. Gene Ontology annotation, molecular function: inositol hexakisphosphate binding; translation initiation factor binding; phospholipid binding. The record is from RefSeq and is a predicted model, not a curated record. Gene Ontology annotation, cellular component: cytoplasm; nuclear pore cytoplasmic filaments; nuclear pore. Gene Ontology annotation, biological process: poly(A)+ mRNA export from nucleus; regulation of translational termination; regulation of translational initiation.